This is a messenger RNA of Armigeres subalbatus, 3013 nucleotides long. RefSeq lists its product as uncharacterized. Bases 86 to 2839 code for a protein of 917 amino acids. The transcript is spliced from 8 exons. Lineage: Eukaryota; Metazoa; Arthropoda; Insecta; Diptera; Culicidae. The record is from RefSeq and is a predicted model, not a curated record.
AAUUUAACUUCGUAGUCGCGAAUUGAUUGCGUUUGCGUGUUCGGUUAAAUUUGGUAAUUGAAUAUAUUUUACCAAAGCGCUGAUAAUGGCCACCAAAUUAAUUACAGCGUUAAUUGAAGGAGAAGAACCAACUGAGGAACUGUACCGAAUGUGGCGAAAUGACUACCGUGCUGACACCGAACAAGGCGCAUUGAGCAUUUUACAACUAGCAUUGGAUUUAACCGGGUUUUGUUACGAGCUGAAAGAUGAGGUCGUGGAGCACACCGCGGAUUUGCGAGAAUUUGUGCGAACGAAGUUUAUCAAAUCGAGCUACUAUGACUCAAACGUUUUCAACAAACCGGCCGUCCUAAAACGGAUAUCCCACUUGUUUGAACUGAUGAUCUCCCGGGAUUACAAAGAACUCUUGCUGGAUAACAUGUGGUUGAACUGGCUUGUCCGUCUGUUGAUUGCUUUCUGCGAAUCCGAGGAAGACGAGUGUAAAAUGGUUGGUGGUUAUCUGAGUGCCCUAGUUCUAGCAAACCUAGCCUACGUCCGGGACCAGUUAGAUAACCAUCAUGAUACCAGCCAGCUGGACGACGACGAUUCUGAGCCAACUGGUUCCCCACAGCAUCGGCAAUAUUUGCUCAAAAUUUUCCGUAUAAUGGUACGGAACGUAGAAGGGAACUGUGCUUACACAAUGACCCUUCCAAUCAUAUGCGAGCUGACAUGUCAAAUGCUGGAAACAUAUCCGAGGGAGUAUGUUGUCGAAAACUCUGUACUGCAUGUGCUAACCACUUUUCUGCGGCAUCGGCAUACCAAAAUGUUCCAAACAGUGGCCUUCUGUUUGCGGAACCUGUUGAACAUCGACAACCAGGAAGCGGAGGUAGCCGAAAAGGUAGCAAACUUUUUCAUUGAGUCUCUCGAGAAACGAUUCACGCAUUCGAUGUUCACCUACAAGUCGUGCGAAAAGGUAUGCAUGGAGGUGGUCGUGUUUGUUCAGAGACUGAACUAUGGCAAGGAAGUGUUUAGUGAGGACAUUGUGGACAAAUUGCGGCAACAGAUGUUUCACGCUGAGGAGAUGAUUCGAGGAUAUGCAAUCGAUUUCCAUGUAUGCACCCUGUGCAGUCCGGACGAUACUGACAAUAGUAAAAAUCUGGAAAUUCUGCAACAUAUCCUGAGGCUGUAUGUUCGAUACGAGCACCCAAUUGAUUCACUGACCGCCUUGAUUACCGACCUGUGGCAGUUGGAGUUCUUCGACGACUGGGAUAUAGUGUUCAAGUUGUUGGACGAGGAAUCUGCCCGCAAGGACAAUCUCUUCAUGAUAUAUUCGGUGGUGCAUGUGAUCAAUCAAUAUUUCGCCUUGUUGAUGAAGGAUCUGGAACAAAAAUCCGCAUCUCACUCGCGGCUACUGGGUUUGCUUAAGAGUUUCACGCAGGGAUACCCUUCGUGCCUCCUGAAAUGCGCUAACUAUGAACACGCUUACACGAUUCUUCUUCAAUCGGCGGAUGCCUCGUUUCACGCCCAUUUUAAGAAGUAUAGUAUGAACAUUGAUCAGUACUACUGUGAACUGUUUGCGGUACUGGAAGAUGUGGCCCAUACUGGACGUAAUUUCUACAUGCUUCACAAAAAUCUGGCCGUCAUUCGUGGCUACUGGAACAUCAUUAUGGACGUCGAGCAAAUAUGGUCCGAUUUGCUGCAGGAGUAUGCUGACAAAUUGUUGGAGACCAGGAUGAAGAUUAAUAGCCGCAAUAUAGGGAAAAGCAACGAAUUGUCCGAGCAGUACGCUGAGUGCGUCACAAGGUUAACGGCUUUCCUGGAGCUGGACCACGAUGUCAAGACACAUCUACCCCACUUGAAGCACGUGUUAUACACCGAUUUCCGCCUGUUGGAAAAAAUGCAACUGACCCGGGAGCAAAUGAGCAUUUUCUAUCGGCUGUACAAGUGCCUCUUCCACGUCAUAGUACAAGCUAGACAGGCUGAAACCGCCAAGGAGCAUUCGCUGAAGGAGCCCAUCGCCCAUUUGCAGCAAACCGGGAACAGCCUGAAGAAGCGCGUGAUGGAACUGAUACGCGUAUUGAUCAAACAGCUGCAAAAGUACGACGAAUCGCUCGACACCAGCGUGCACAUGUUCAUCAGCCUGUGCGAUAUGUUGCUCGUGACGCAGAACGCUGUUGGCGAUCUCGGCAUUGCCGAACUGGAGGCCAUCGUUUAUCCCGUCCAACCGGCACUGCUGCAGAAGAUGGCGAAAUUUUUGCUGUACUAUCUCUUCUCCAAGAAGGACGAUUGGCACGACGCACCGGUCAUAAAGCAGAAGCAGAUGCUCAUGAAGUAUGUGCAACUGUACGAUCUGCACAAGUCGCUCCCCGGGAUCACCGACACGCACUUUAUAGUGGCCAACUUCGCCAUCGACACAGUAUUCGACAAACAACUGAGGGACCUGAUGAAGGUGUUGCAUCGGGCCGAUCCAUCCCAGUUCUGUGAAGUUAUUGCCCAGGCCGCAUUCCAACUGUUGCAAGGCUACAAAUCGGAAUCCAAUGUGAAGAAUUUCUUCGCAAAAUUCCAAUCGUUUGCGCUGGGGAAAUUGACCGCCGAGAACAAGGAGGACUAUCACACGGUGAUGGCCAAAGUGAUGGAGAAAAUUCUGAACAAUUUAAUGCACAUCCUGUCCGAUCCGGGACCAUCAACCGCCGAGUCGAAGCGUAUGUUCAAACUGAUCGAACCACUUCUGCCGGACGUCCCCAUCGAGGAUCGCCUAACGAUGGAACAUCUGCUUAUGCGGCAUCCGGAAUACGACAAGUUGAGCGACUCAGACCGCAGAGCGGUUAAUCGAUUCGUCAAGCAUUUGAAUCCGCAGGAUUAGGACAAACGAAUCGAGCACAAUCGGUUCCUAAUUGAUGACGUUUUUGAAAUCCUUUUUUUUUUUUUCUGGUGGAUGUUUUAACACUUUACUUUUGUAUUAUUGAUUUGAAUUCAAUAUGAAUAAACCGGUAAGUACCAUUUUUUGGUUAUAAGCACAAGUUGUUGGAAUUAGUGA